CUGACAGGGCCCCAGAGCCGGGGCUGCCUGUCUCUGCUUGCCUUGCGUUUGCGUCCCCCUACCCGCACAGUGCCACUGCCCACUGCCAUCUCGCUCGGCUUGCCUACCUGCUUUCUCUCCUUCUCCCUCUCUGUGUGGCCUGUGGCGUGUGGGGGAGAGCUGCGUUUGCAUGUUUUUCUUGGCCUCACGCUCGUUCCAUGUUUGAACACACACAUUGCACGCAGGUCGCAGGCACCUCCUCAGUCCUCCCCUUGCCCUUGGAACGAAUCGCCACUCUUCCUCGCUCUCUUCUCUUGGCUCCACCCCACCUCUGCGUGCCUCCCUUCAGCAAUGGAGGCGGCGCCUCCAUCUUCUUCCCCCUCCUCCCUGGCGGUGCUACUCAUGCUGCUGCUCAUCGUCUCCUCCCCUUGCAGCGCUCUCCUCUCUCCCAAGGGCGUCAAUCCUGAAGUGCAAGCUCUGAUGACGAUCAAGAACAUGCUCGAGGACCCCCGUGGUGUGCUCAAGAACUGGGACCAGAACUCCGUGGAUCCCUGCAGCUGGACCACCGUCAGCUGCUCGCUCGAGAAUUUCGUCACCAGACUGGAGGUCCCAGGCCAGAACCUCUCUGGCCUGCUGUCCCCAAGCUUAGGGAACCUGACCAAUCUAGAGACUCUUAGCAUGCAGAACAACAACAUCACCGGCCCAAUCCCCGCAGAGAUUGGCAAGCUUACAAAGCUCAAGACACUUGAUCUCUCUAGCAACCACCUGUAUGGUGGAAUCCCCACCUCUGUGGGCCACCUUGAGAGCCUGCAGUACCUGAGGCUCAACAACAACACCCUGUCUGGUCCAUUCCCUUCAGUAUCAGCUAAUUUGUCCCAGCUUGUUUUCCUAGACUUGUCAUAUAAUAACCUGAGUGGUCCAAUACCGGGAUCUUUGGCAAGAACAUUCAACAUAGUUGGGAAUCCUCUCAUCUGCGGCACCAACACCGAGAAAGAUUGCUAUGGGACUGCCCCGAUGCCAGUGUCCUACAACCUCAAUAGUUCACAGGGUGCUCUGCCACCGGCAAAAUCUAAAAGCCAUAAGUUUGCAAUUGCAUUUGGUACAGCAGUUGGUUGCAUCAGCUUCCUCUUCCUUGCUGCUGGAUUUCUGUUCUGGUGGAGGCAUCGUAGAAACCGGCAGAUCCUUUUUGAUGUCGAUGACCAACACAUGGAGAACGUUAGCCUUGGAAACGUGAAGAGGUUCCAGUUCAGGGAGCUCCAAUCUGUGACAGAAAAUUUCAGCAGCAAGAACAUACUAGGAAAAGGUGGCUUUGGAUACGUUUACAAAGGGCAGCUCCCUGAUGGAACUCUUGUGGCUGUGAAGCGACUGAAGGACGGCAAUGCUGCGGGCGGAGAGGCACAGUUUCAGACUGAGGUUGAGAUGAUCAGCUUGGCACUGCACAGAAAUCUUCUCAGGCUCUAUGGGUUCUGCAUGACCGCCACAGAGAGGUUGCUGGUCUAUCCAUACAUGUCAAAUGGAAGCGUUGCAUCGCGCCUGAAAGGGAAGCCACCUUUGGACUGGGUGACCAGGAAGAGGAUAGCUCUUGGCGCAGGGAGGGGGCUACUGUACCUGCAUGAACAGUGUGACCCCAAGAUCAUACACAGGGAUGUCAAAGCAGCCAACAUCCUUCUAGAUGACUACUGCGAGGCUAUUGUUGGUGACUUUGGGCUUGCUAAACUCCUCGAUCACCGGGAUUCGCAUGUCACCACUGCAGUGCGAGGCACUGUUGGUCACAUUGCGCCUGAGUACCUCUCCACUGGUCAAUCGUCCGAGAAGACCGACGUCUUCGGAUUUGGCAUCCUGCUACUGGAGCUGAUCACCGGUCAGACUGCACUAGAGUUUGGAAAGGCAGCAAACCAGAAGGGAGCCAUGCUUGAUUGGGUGAAGAAGAUGCACCAGGAGAAGAAGCUGGACGUGCUGGUGGAUAAGGGCCUGAGGGGCGGCUAUGACAGGAUCGAACUAGAGGAGAUGGUGCAGGUGGCAUUGUUGUGCACGCAGUACCUCCCUGGCCACCGGCCGAAGAUGUCGGAGGUGGUCCGGAUGCUGGAAGGUGAUGGGCUCGCAGAGCGGUGGGAGGCUUCACAGCGUGCGGACUCGCACAAGUUCAAGGUGCCUGACUUCACUUUCAGCCGCUGCUACUCCGACCUUACCGACGACUCGUCACUGCUGGUGCAGGCCGUCGAGCUGUCGGGCCCAAGAUGACACCACCACCACCACCACCACUAGUUUGCACUUGUACAGCAUAAAGACCGAGAAUCCUGUGUAGAUUGCCAGAUUGAGGAAUAAAAUGAGCCAUACUAGAAUAACUAUAGAUGUGUAUUAAAUGAACUGUACAAAAGAAGAGUGUAAGGUUUGUACUGAUUUAGAUAUUUACAGAAAUAAUAGUUGCGAGACAAUAAGAUCAAGUAAAAGAACUUUUUAUUGAA
This is a messenger RNA of Sorghum bicolor (sorghum), 2444 nucleotides long. RefSeq names its product protein NSP-INTERACTING KINASE 1. NCBI's taxonomy places the organism in Eukaryota, Viridiplantae, Streptophyta, Magnoliopsida, Poales, Poaceae. Gene Ontology annotation, molecular function: protein binding; ATP binding; protein kinase activity. The transcript has 10 exons. The record is from RefSeq and is a predicted model, not a curated record. Gene Ontology annotation, biological process: protein phosphorylation. The coding region runs from base 331 to 2220 and encodes 629 amino acids.